Ziziphus jujuba (common jujube) is the source of this 1732-nucleotide messenger RNA. RefSeq lists its product as uncharacterized. Gene Ontology annotation, molecular function: RNA binding. Gene Ontology annotation, cellular component: nucleus. Lineage: Eukaryota; Viridiplantae; Streptophyta; Magnoliopsida; Rosales; Rhamnaceae. The transcript is spliced from 14 exons. Bases 110 to 1648 code for a protein of 512 amino acids. The record is from RefSeq and is a predicted model, not a curated record. Gene Ontology annotation, biological process: regulation of DNA-templated transcription; DNA alkylation repair.
AAAGACACGUGUCCAGUGCGAAUGCUCGCAGCUCUCCACUUCGGCUCCUUCGUUUCAGUCUUCGCCCACUCGUCCGACGAGGAAUAAAGAAGUACACACACAUACGCUGAUGAUAGCUUGUAGAUCUCUCUACAGUGGCAGAGUGGACCGCAUUCUGAAAUUAACGAAUUCUUAUUUUGCAUUGAAGCCAGUAACUAACUUUCAGGGAUAUCAAACUUCCCAUGGUUUGAGCUACAAGGUUAUAAUGGGUGGUAGAAAGGAUAAGCAGAAGGUUGGGGAGGGGAACAAAAAGCUCAAAACAACUAUUCCGGUUUGGAGACCAGUCGUUACUCAAGCCAGUUCCUUUGAAGAAUCAGUAAAGGAUGUGAAAAUUGCAUCAGAAGAAGAAAGUCAAGAGCAAGAAAUGCAAGAUAGCACAUCUACCUGCGUUUCAAUUCAGCAAAAUUUGACAGAGAUAGCUAAACCAAUGGUUGAAGUAGCAGAUUCAAGUACAAGUUCAGGUGCAUUGCAGGGUAAUGUAGAAGAUAGAGUUUUAGGAGAAGAAUCAGAGGUUUCUACUGCAAAGCAUUCUAUUUCAGUUGAGGUAGGUGCUUCAUUACUUCGAUUUAUCAAGGGAAAAGGGGGAUCUACACAGAAAAAUAUUGAAGACGAGAUGGGAGUUAGGAUAAUAUUUCCAUCAUCAAAGAUGGAGGAUUCAAUUGUCAUCGAAGGUAUUUCAAUUGAUAGUGUAACUAAAGCUUCAGCAAAGAUCCAAACCGUAAUUGAUGAGGCAGUCAAAAGCCCAAAUCUUGAUUAUUCUCAUUUCAUUUCACUUCCAUUGGCAAUUCAUCCUGAAUUGGUUGAUAAGCUCAAUGCUUUUCAAAACUCCAUACUGGGAUUGAGUGACCCUUGCUUGGAUGAGGAUGUGGAUAGCGAUACCAAUGAAGCUUGCGGUGAGAAUGAAAAUGAAGAUAAGCCAAAUAAAGGACCUGAUGUUGUAUUUGACCUUAAAGCUGAUAACGACAAUGAGCAUGUUAAAGUGACUCUAACCAGCAUACCUCUUGUCUCUUAUGCACCAAAAGAAUCAAAUUCUUCUACUUUAUCUGACCUGGGAAUUGACAAAUCCAUAUUCAUUAAACCAAAAACUUUUCACUUAACUGUUCUCAUGUUGAAGUUGUGGAACAAAGAUCGUGUUCGUGCAGCUGCUGAGGUUUUGCAGAGCAUCUCGACAAAAGUGAUGGAUGCCUUAGAUAAUCGGCCUGUGUCUAUAAGACUUAAAGGGCUGGAUACUAUGAGAGGUUCUUUGGCCAAAGCCCUUGUUGUCUAUGCUCCUGUGGAAGAAAUUGGCAGUGAGGGCCGGCUUUUGCGUGCUUGUCAAAUCAUUAUUGAUGCAUAUGUUGAAGCUGGACUUGUUCUUGAGAAAGAUGCUAAUCAAAAGUUAAAGUUGCAUGCAACAGUGAUUAAUGCAAGGCAUAGGAAGAGGAAGAUAUGGAAAAGAAAGGUUGAUUCCUUUGAUGCACGUUCCAUUUUCAAGCAGUAUGGAUCUGAGGAAUGGGGAGAUUAUGUUAUCCGUGAAGCUCAUCUUUCACAGAGGUUUGUGUUUGAUGAGAAUGGAUAUUAUCAUUGUUGUGCUUCUAUACCAUUUCCUGAAAAUGUUCAAGAAGACUGAAUUUAAUUUAUUUAUUUAUUCGUUUAAACUUGCACUCGUGUAUUGACUAUGGAAAUAUAUAGUUACUUGAUAAAUUUGGCUGAA